CGUCCUCAUCGCACUUGAUUGUAUUUAUUGCAUUUAUUGUCAGCUGUUACGACUGUUACUUAAAAUUUAUUGCAGAUAUUCGUUCUUAUUUCUGUUAUAAGAACCGCGUGAUAUUAGAAAAAUAAUCUUGUCAAAACCUAGUAUUGAUUAAAAACCAUGCAGAAAUGAAUAGCGCUUUGCUAAACAACUUUCCCAAUCUUUGCCGGGGCUGCCUUAAGCACCUUCCUUCCGAUCAGCUUGUUUCAUUAGAUUGUGUCCCUAUCGGAUGCAAUGGUUAUUCCGUCGCGGAAUGCUACGCAGAGUUUGCACCGGAAGUCGUACAAGACGACAGUAAUAUGUUCCCAUCGGAAGUUUGCUACAAUUGCUUGAACGAGUUGAUAGCUUUUCUGAGCUUCCGGAAGCGGCACACGUUUCUGUCGAAGUUUAUCGCUGCGAUGGCCCAGUUACGCCAGGGAAAACAAACGUUAAUGGUGGAUUUGUUCUUCGCCGAUAAGGAUUACAUGCAACAAGUGCUUCAGGAGUUGGAACUUUGUGAGGGUAAAUUUCUGCUGACUGAUUUAGUUGACAGUGUGGAGGAAAUAUCGAAGGAGGACGUUAAAAGCGAUCUAUCUAUAGAGGAACUAUACUUGGAUGAUUUUACAGAAGACGAUGAUAAAUUCGUCGAAGUGGAAAUUAAAAGUGAAGAGGAAAUAGAUGACUAUUCUGACACGGAACAGCCGAUAGAAUUCGUUGAAAUAGCACAUAAUGUAGUUCAAGAUACUCCUAAAAAAUUGGUCAACGUUUCUAAGUGUUUGGUAAAUGAUUCUCAAAAGCAGAAAACCUCCAUGCGACCUAGAGGUCGACCAAAAGGUCAGAAAGCAAAAAUCACAGAAGAGAAACAAACCAAAGAGAAAGAGCUAGUCUCGUUUGAUAAAAUGUUUCCUGAAGUGAUCAUUCCUUUGACGGAUAUAAUGGAUGAAUUAAAAAAUAGGAAAGAUUCAGUACUUUUGUUUGACAAAGAUUGCCACAAGUCGUUUGAUAAUCAUCAAAACAAAUUUCGACAGAAGAAAACCAACUACGUUUGUCCUGAAAGAAUGUGCAAAAAGAAGGCAUUCGGUACGCGUGCCGAAUUGGUUCAGCACAGGAAAAAGUUUCACCGCAAAAAUGUUUGCGAAAUUUGCGGGGAAACUUUUGUCAGUUUGUCAGGGUUGGUGAACCACAUACAACGCCACGUUCGUCCUACUUUGCAGUGUUCAUACUGUGAUCUUACAUUGUACACCAAGACUGAACUACAGCAGCACAUGCAGCGACGGCAUAUAAAAAACAAGGAAACCGCUUGCUCCAUAUGUGGGCUGUAUUUUGCAGACAAUCGUAUUUUGAAAACACAUAUGGAAACACACUCGGCUGAAAGAAAAUUCAGUUGUGAAUUUUGCGAAUCAACGUUCAAAACAAAAAUUCACAAAGGGCGCCACAUUGAUGAGGUACACAUGAACAAACGGUACACCUGUCCACAUUGCCAGAAUUCGUACGGUCGCAAGGAUAAAUUGCGAAUGCAUUUGGAAGCAAAGCACAAUAUACAGUCUUACUUUGUGUGUGACAUCUGUUUGGCCACGUUCAACACUCAGGACAAGUUGGAUGACCAUAAAACGCGUCAUGAAAAUCCUAAAACGCUGGAAUGUGCUAUUUGUUUGCUGGCGUUUGAGAAUCGGAAGAACUUCAAAACUCAUUCUUGCAUCUCCUAUCGUGACGAUUAUGUUUGCUGUGGUCGAGAUUGGAAGCAUCACCACUAUUACAACAAGCACCAACUGCUGGUACAUGGUGUAAAGACCAACGUGCGGGUUAAGCCUGAUCCAAACAACCUUAUAGGCGCAAUACGUGCCAAGCGGAAACAACAAAUUCGAUGUACAAAAUGUGAAAAACCAUUUCCUAGUCGAAUUAAGAAAAAACUGCAUGAGCAAACAUGCUCGGACAGCUCACCGUAUAGUUUGAAGUCGGUUCUGAUUGAUCAGUGAAACAAAACAAAAAUUAACAACAUUAUAUCAAACGAUUAAUUCGUACAUAUUCUUCUUAAAGGACAUUUUUAGUUCAUUUCGCAGGUACUUUUUGCAGGUAAAUCGGAUCUAACCCCAAUAACAAGAAAUUUAAAAAUGGUAGCUUUUAAGUACAAUGUUGCCCUAAUACGCCAACGUGAUCAGAAAUUUGAAAUUGAUGGUAUGGAUAUUGUCUAUGAUUGGAUUCAACAGGACAAACAAAGACAAAUUUGAGAAUUAUUUUAAAGGAGCAUUUUUGAGAGGCUUAAACUUAAAUUAAACGUUGUUUCAGCAAAUUUCGCCUCUACCUCUUAGGAUACCGAUUUUCACCUCGAAACAGCUGAAUAUUGGCGGAGUGAUUCGAUCGGUCCAAACCCCCAAAUAAAGUUCGCUUAAUCAAUGGCAAUCAAAAUAAAUAUUUUUCUUAGAUUCAAAGUUUAUAACAAUUACUGUUGAAAUGGGUAGGAAGCACAGUAGUUAUGAAAUUAUUAAACUGAAAGCAUUUUCCUAUUUGUAAAUUAUAUGGCUAUAUUUAGUUAUAUUUCACAUGCUGAAACAUUUCGUUCAUGCCAUUGAAGUACAGGCAUGCAUUAUUCCUAAAAGCUCAAGCUACCAGUCCCGCCAGUGGUAGUCGCAUCGGCGGAAGCUUGUGGUUGAUUUUGCUGACUGCAAACGGCCAUAUGUUGCAACUUAAGCGCCCUGGAUGGAAAAGCGAUGUCGCAUUUGCGACACUGCUCCAGUCGCUUCCGGGCCGCUCUGAGCUCACCCAACAGUACGCCCGGGAUUGGCUUUACCCGCGCAUUUGUUCGCAGACCAUGUUUCACCAUCAUAUGCUUAUUGUAUUGGAUGUAGUUGCGCAGAUCCUUGUUACAGCAUUGGUAAUCCUGCCGAUAUGUUAUGCACAGGUGCUUAUUGAAAUCGUCUUGAUUCAGGUGCAAAGUAAGACAGACACUACAUUCCAUUGGUUUGGGAUUACUGUGACGACUCUUGUGAGCAUCCAGUUUUUGCUUGCUGUCGUACGUGAUAACACAUAUGUCACAAAUAAAAGUGCAUUGUAUCUGAAAAGUAUGAAUAAAAACUGAAAAUUGUUUGCAACUGAA
Wyeomyia smithii (pitcher-plant mosquito) is the source of this 3109-nucleotide messenger RNA. Its product is annotated as PR domain zinc finger protein 5-like. The transcript has 6 exons. NCBI's taxonomy places the organism in Eukaryota, Metazoa, Arthropoda, Insecta, Diptera, Culicidae. The record is from RefSeq and is a predicted model, not a curated record. Bases 165 to 1991 code for a protein of 608 amino acids.